Molecule: messenger RNA, 15046 nt
Organism: Carassius auratus (goldfish)
Lineage: Eukaryota; Metazoa; Chordata; Actinopteri; Cypriniformes; Cyprinidae
Product: neuroblast differentiation-associated protein AHNAK-like
Biological process (GO): regulation of RNA splicing
Cellular component (GO): costamere; nucleus; cytoplasm
Molecular function (GO): oxidoreductase activity; protein binding
Source: RefSeq, a predicted model, not a curated record
CAAACUCUGCCAUUCUCCAUAGCCCGGAGUUGAAAGCACACUGAGGGAACCCAGCACGGUGUGACAGAAAGAGAGAGAGCAAGUGACAAAGUAACUAAUAAAACCAGUGAAAUAUACAGUGAGGCUUCGUGCCUUGAGAAAGAACGACAGAGUACACGAAUACGUUCAAGUUUGGUGAAGAAAACGUGGUGGAAAAGUUUUCUGGGCUGUGGCAGAAAGCUGUGGACCGCUGAAGAUGCCAGAGCAAAGGUGUUGAACCUUCCAGAAGGAAAGAAAAAGGAAGACGGGGGAGAGUUUGAGCAUUAGACUUGGAAAUUCAGAAAGAACAAGGGCUGGCACGGUCCACGCUAGGGGACAGGCGAAGAAGUAACACAUCAGGUACAUCUUCAGGAUGGCUGAUGAGCAGGACACAAGGGAAGUGCUUUUCCCACAGUGGAUGGGCGCUGAUAAGCAUGGGCUCACCAUUGAACAAAAGGGUCAAGGAGAGAUUUUUGUCAAAGAGGUGAAAGAUGAGUCCCCUGCUGCACAUACUGGGAAUGUACAUGAAGGUGACCAGAUUGUCGGGGCCACCAUUUACUUUGACAACAUGAGCUCAGAAGAAACAGCUGAACUACUAAAGACUCUAAACCAACAUAAGGUUGGACUGAAAUUACAAAACAAGACUGGAGACAAGUCACCUUGCCGUUCUCCAAUGGGGACAUUGUCAUGGGAAGGACGUGGAGGGUUAGGAGGCUCUAGUUCAGACAUUUUCCUGAGUGGGGAUGACGAAGACUAUAAAAGAAUCUACACUAAGAAAAUUAAACCAAGACUAAAGUCUGAGGAUCUUGCUGAGGGUGUUGAUGUACGCACAGAACGUCACAGCAGCACAAGCAGUGAUGGUUGCACCAUUACUACAAUCACUCGUCGAAUAACUACCUACACUGUGGAUGUGCCUGGGGCUAGUCAGCAGAUUGAUCACUCAAGCCCUGAGUUCAAAAUUCAGGUUUUGCAACAUGAGCAGUUGGAGGGGGAUACUACUCCGAUCAGAUUACCACAUAGUAGCCUUGUUAGUGGUGUACACAGAGGUAUAAAAAUGGGUGACAUAUCUCUUAGCGGGCCUCAUAUGACUGGCUCCUGUGUGAAGCACUGUAGCACAGAAUCUUCCAAAACAACAAGUGAAUUAGAUGGUAGUGGGAAAGAAAUUACAUUUAAUGUGUCAGACACUGGACUGUCAGGUGGAGAAGAACAGAGGGUGAUAGAACAUAUUCGAAGGACUGAAGUUACUGCAGGGAGUAGUGAACACUCUGGCAACGUUACCAUGGGGUUAGGCAAAGACGUGAAAAAUAUUUAUUCUCCAAGUAUGAUGGGAGGAACUGAACUUUCUACAGUAAAGGACUCUCAUGUUUCAGGUUUUUCCAUUAGUGGAGAUACAGGGGACACUAUUGGGAGAGAAUCUUUGUCUAAAUUUCAUAAGGAUGGAUCUGAUGAUAAAACCAAAUUGUCUAAGGUUACCAUAGAUGUUCAGAGACCCAAGGAAAGUCCAAAUGUAGAGGUGAAUUUUAACAAUCAAAAUCUCAAAGAUUUUAGUCAGAGAGGUUUUAGCAUAACUGGGAAUCAGGAAAUUUCAGCUCAGGAACCUGAUACAGUAGUAAGUCUCUCCAAAACUGAUGUUAAAAUCACACCACCAGAUAUGGACAUUAGGGGUCUGGAGCUUAAAAUUGAUGGACAUAAGGGUAUAGUAAAAGAUGUUACAUUUGAUGUGCCGUCAAAUACUGCUCAAAGAAUUUCUAUGCCAGAUGUGGAUUUGAACCUGAAAGGACAAAAAGCUAAAAGAGAUUUGUCUGCUCCAAAUGUUGAGGGAGUCAAAGGUGACUUUACUGUUCCAAAGGUCAAAAUACCCUCAUUUGGAUUAAAAACUUCAGAAGUGAAGGGUCCUGAUGUUGAUGCAAAUCUUGUCAAAGCCAAAAUGGAGAUUAAAACACAAGAUGUGGAUAUGAAUACUCCAGAGCUUAACAUUUUGAGAUCUGAAGGAAAAGUUAAAGAUCCCCAAAUCAAAAUGCCAUCAAUCUCUGGUCCUAAGAUUUCAGUGUCUGAAAUUAACUUAAAUGUAAAAGGGUCAACACUAAAAGAUGACAUCAACGUGUCUACUCAAAAAGUGGAAGGAGAUGUUAAGGCACCUAAGAUUGAGGGUCCAGAACUUCAAGGUACUGAUGGUCAUUUUAAAAUACCAAAAAUGAAAAUGCCUUCAUUUGGAAUCCAUGCUUCAAAAGUAGAGGGCCCUGAUGUUGAUGUAAAUCUUCCCUAUGCUGACAUGAAAAUCAAAAGUCCAGAGCUUGACAUUAAUGGAUGUGAGGCAAAGAUCAACGGCUCCAAAUUCAAAAUGUCUAUGCCAGAUGUUGACUUCAACCUGAAAGGUCCAAAACUGAAAGGUGAUGUUGACAUGUCCAUUCCCAAAGUGGAAGGAGAUCUUAAAGCACCAAAAGUUGAGAUUGAAGGCCCAGACAUUGAAGGACCUGAGGGUCAUUUUAAGAUGCCAAAGUUCCACAUGCCAUCAUUUGGAAUGAAGGGUCCAAAAGUGGAGGGUCCAGAUGUUGAUGUGAAAAUCCCUAAAGUCAAUACUGAAGUUAAGGCACCAGAUAUUGACAUUAAUGCUCCAGAGUUAGACAUUGAAGGUCCUGAGGGAAAAAAAGGCCCCAAAUUCAAGAUCCCAUCAAUCUCUGGCCCAAACAUUUCUAUGCCAAAUGUUGACUUCAACCUGAAAGGUCCAAAACUGAAAGGUGAUGUUGACCUGUCCAUUCCCAAAGUGGAAGGAGAUCUUAAAGCACCAAAAGUUGAGAUUGAAGGCCCAGACAUUGAAGGACCUGAGGGUCGUUUUAAGAUGGCAAAGUUCCGCAUGCCAUCAUUCGGAAUGAAGGGUCCAAAAGUGGAGGGUCCAGAUGUUGAUGUGAAAAUCCCUAAAGCCGAUAUUGAAGUUAAGGCACCAGAUAUUGACAUCAACGCUCCACAGUUAGACAUUGAAGGUCCUGAGGGAAAAAUCAAGGGCCCCAAGUUCAAGAUCCCAUCAAUCUCUGGCCCAAAUAUUUCUAUGCCAGAUGUUGACUUCAACCUGAAAGGUCCAAAACUGAAAGGUGAUGUUGACAUGUCCAUGCCCAAAGUGGAAGGAGAUCUUAAAGCACCAAAAGUUGAGAUUGAAGGCCCAGACAUUGAAGGACGAUGGUCGUUUAAGAUGCCAAAAUUCCACAUGCCAUCAUUCGGAAUGAAGGGUCCAAAAGUGGAGGGUCCAGAUGUUGAUGUGAAAAUCCCUAAAGCCGAUAUUGGAAUUAAAGCUCCAGAUAUUAACAUCAACGCUCCAGAGUUAGACGUUGAAGGUCCUGAGGGAAAAAUCAAGGGCCCCAAAUUCAAGACAUCAAUCUCUGGCCCAAAUAUUUAUAUGCCAGAUGUUGACUUCAACCUGAAAGGUCCAAAACUGAAAGGUGAUGUUGACAUGUCCAUUCCCAUGGAAGGAGAUCUUAAAGCACCAAAAGUUGAGAUUGAAGGCCCAGACAUUGAAGGACCUGAGGGUCAUUUUAAGAUGCCAAAGUUCCACAUGCCAUCAUUCGGAAUGAAGGGUCCAAAAGUGGAGGGUCCAGAUGUUGAUGUGAAAAUCCCUAAAGCCGAUUUGGAAGUUAAGGCUCCAGAUAUUGACAUCAAUGCUCCAGAGUUAGACAUUGAAGGUCCUGAGGGAAAAAUCAAGGGCCCCAAGUUCAAGAUCCCAUCAAUCUCUGGCCCAAAUAUUUCUAUGCCAGAUGUUGACUUCAACCUGAAAGGUCCAAAACUGAAAGGUGAUGUUGACGUGUCCAUUCCCAAAGUGGAAGGAGAUCUUAAAGCACCAAAAGUUGAGAUUGAAGGCAAAGACAUUGAAGGACCUGAGGGUCGUUUUAAGAUGCCAAAGUUCCGCAUGCCAUCAUUCGGAAUGAAGGGUCCAAAAGUGGAGGUUCCAGAUGUUGGUAUGAAAAUCCCUAAAGCCAGUAUUGAAGUUCAUGCACCAGAUAUGGAUAUCAAUGCUCCAGAGUUAGACAUUGAAGGACCUGAGGGAAAAGUGAAGGGCCCCAAGUUCAAGAUCCCAUCAAUCUCUGGCCCAAAUAUUUCUAUGCCAGAUGUUGACUUCAACCUGAAAGGUCCAAAACUGAAAGGUGAUGUUGACAUGUCCAUUCCCAAAGUGGAAGGAGAUCUUAAAGCACCAAAAGUUGAGAUUGGCCCAGAUAUUGAAGGACCUGAGGGUCAUUUUAAGAUGCCAAAGUUCCACAUGCCAUCAUUUGGAAUGAAGGGUCCAAAAGUGGAGGGUCCAGAUGUUGAUGUGAAAAUCCCUAAAGCCGAUAUUGGAAUUAAGGCUCCAGAUAUUAACAUCAACGCUCCAGAGUUAGACAUUGAAGGUCCUGAGGGAAAAAUCAAGGGCCCCAAAUUCAAGAUCCCAUCAAUCUCUGGCCCAAAUAUUUCUAUGCCAAAUGUUGACUUCAACCUGAAAGGUCCAAAACUGAAAGGUGAUGUUGACCUGUCCAUUCCCAAAGUGGAAGGAGAUCUUAAAGCACCAAAAGUUGAGAUUGAAGGCCCAGACAUUGAAGGACCUGAGGGUCGUUUUAAGAUGGCAAAGUUCCGCAUGCCAUCAUUCGGAAUGAAGGGUCCAAAAGUGGAGGGUCCAGAUGUUGAUGUGAAAAUCCCUAAAGCCGAUAUUGAAGUUAAUGCACCAGAUAUUGACAUCAAUGCUCCAGAGUUAGACAUUGAAGGUCCUGAGGGAAAAAUCAAGGGCCCCAAGUUCAAGAUCCCAUCAAUCUCUGGCCCAAAUAUUUCUAUGCCAGAUGUUGACUUCAACCUGAAAGGUCCAAAACUGAAAGGUGAUGUUGAUGUGUCCAUUCCCAAAGUGGAAGGAGAUCUUAAAGCACCAAAAGUUGAGAUUGAAGGCCCAGACAUUGAAGGACCUGAUGGUCGUUUUAAGAUGCCAAAAUUCCACAUGCCAUCAUUCGGAAUGAAGGGUCCAAAAGUGGAUGGUCCAGAUGUUGAUGUGAAAAUCCCUAAAGCUGAUAUUGGAAUUAAGGCUCCAGAUAUUAACAUCAACGCUCCAGAGUUAGACAUUGAAGGUCCUGAGGGAAAAAUCAAGGGCCCCAAAUUCAAGAUCCCAUCAAUCUCUGGCCCAAAUAUUUCUAUGCCAAAUGUUGACUUCAACCUGAAAGGUCCAAAACUGAAAGGUGAUGUUGACAUGUCCAUUCCCAAAGUGGAAGGAGAUCUUAAAGCACCAAAAGUUGAGAUUGAAGGCCCAGACAUUGAAGGACCUGAGGGUCGUUUUAAGAUGCCAAAAUUCCACAUGCCAUCAUUCGGAAUGAAGGGUCCAAAAGUGGAGGGUCCAGAUGUUGAUAUGAAAAUCCCUAAAGCCAGUAUUGAAGUUCAUGCACCAGAUAUGGAUAUCAAUGCUCCAGAGUUAGACAUUGAAGGACCUGAGGGAAAAGUGAAGGGCCCCAAGUUCAAGAUCCCAUCAAUCUCUGGCCCAAAUAUUUCUAUGCCAGAUGUUGACUUCAACCUGAAAGGUCCAAAACUGAAAGGUGAUGUUGACAUGUCCAUUCCCAAAGUGGAAGGAGAUCUUAAAGCACCAAAAGUUGAGAUUGAAGGCCCAGACAUUGAAGGACCUGAGGGUCAUUUUAAGAUGCCAAAGUUCCACAUGCCAUCAUUUGGAAUGAAGGGUCCAAAAGUGGAGGGUCCAGAUGUUGAUGUGAAAAUCCCUAAAGCUGAUAUUGGAAUUAAGGCUCAAGAUAUUAACAUCAAUGCUCCAGAGUUAGACGUUGAAGGUCCUGAGGGAAAAAUCAAGGGCCCCAAAUUCAAGAUCCCAUCAAUCUCUGGCCCAAAUAUUUCUAUGCCAAAUGUUGACUUCAACCUGAAAGGUCCAAAACUGAAAGGUGAUGUUGACAUGUCCAUUCCCAAAGUGGAAGGAGAUCUUAAAGCACCAAAAGUAGAGAUUGAAGGCAAAGACAUUGAAGGACCUGAGGGUCGUUUUAAGAUGCCAAAGUUCCGCAUGCCAUCAUUCGGAAUGAAGGGUCCAAAAGUGGAGUUUCCAGAUGUUGAUAUGAAAAUCCCUAAAGCCAGUAUUGAAGUUCAUGCACCAGAUAUGGAUAUCAAUGCUCCAGAGUUAGACAUUGAAGGACCUGAGGGAAAAGUGAAGGGCCCCAAGUUCAAGAUCCCAUCAAUCUCUGGCCCAAAUAUUUCUAUGCCAGAUGUUGACUUCAACCUGAAAGGUCCAAAACUGAAAGGUGAUGUUGACAUGUCCAUUCCCAAAGUGGAAGGAGAUCUUAAAGCACCAAAAGUUGAGAUUGAAGGCCCAGACAUUGAAGGACCUGAGGGUCAUUUUAAGAUGCCAAAGUUCCACAUGCCAUCAUUUGGAAUGAAGGGUCCAAAAGUGGAGGGUCCAGAUGUUGAUGUGAAAAUCCCUAAAGCUGAUAUUGGAAUUAAGGCUCCAGAUAUUAACAUCAAUGCUCCAGAGUUAGACGUUGAAGGUCCUGAGGGAAAAAUCAAGGGCCCCAAAUUCAAGAUCCCAUCAAUCUCUGGCCCAAAUAUUUCUAUGCCAAAUGUUGACUUCAACCUGAAAGGUCCAAAACUGAAAGGUGAUGUUGAUGUGUCCAUUCCAAAAGUGGAAGGAGAUCUUAAAGCACCAAAAGUUGAGGUUGAAGGCCCAGACAUUGAAGGACCUGCUGGUCGUUUUAAGAUGGCAAAGUUCCGCAUGCCAUCAUUCGGAAUGAAGGGUCCAAAAGUGGAGGGUCCAGAUGUUGAUGUGAAAAUUCCUAAAGCCGAUAUUGAAGUUAAUGCACCAGAUAUUGACAUCAAUGCUCCAGAGUUAGACGUUGAAGGUCCUGAGGGAAAAAUCAAGGGCCCCAAGUUCAAGAUUCCAUCAAUCUCUGGCCCAAAUAUUUCUAUGCCAAAUGUUGACUUCAACCUGAAAGGUCCAAAACUGAAAGGUGAUGUUGAUGUGUCCAUUCCAAAAGUGGAAGGAGAUCUUAAAGGUCCAGAUGUUGAUGUGAAAAUUCCUAAAGCCGAUAUUGAAGUUAAUGCACCAGAUAUUGACAUCAAUGCUCCAGAGUUAGACAUUGAAGGUCCUGAGGGAAAAAUCAAGGGCCCCAAGUUCAAGAUUCCAUCAAUCUCUGGCCCAAAUAUUUCUAUGCCAAAUGUUGACUUCAACCUGAAAGGUCCAAAACUGAAAGGUGAUGUUGAUGUGUCCAUUCCAAAAGUGGAAGGAGAUCUUAAAGCACCAAAAGUUGAGGUUGAAGGCCCAGACAUUGAAGGACCUGCUGGUCGUUUUAAGAUGGCAAAGUUCCGCAUGCCAUCAUUCGGAAUGAAGGGUACAAAAGUGGAGGGUCCAGAUGUUGAUGUGAAAAUUCCUAAAGCCGAUAUUGAAGUUAAUGCACCAGAUAUUGACAUCAAUGCUCCAGAGUUAGACAUUGAAGGUCCUGAGGGAAAAAUCAAGGGCCCCAAGUUCAAGAUCCCAUCAAUCUCUGGCCCAAAUAUUUCUAUGCCAGAUGUUGACUUCAACCUGAAAGGUCCAAAACUGAAAGGUGAUGUUGACAUGUCCAUUCCCAAAGUGGAAGGAGAUCUUAAAGCACCAAAAGUUGAGAUUGGAGGCCCAGUCAUUGGAGGACCUCAGAGUCGUUUUAAGAUGCCAAAGUUCCGCAUGCCAUCAUUCGGAAUGAAGGGUCCAAAAAUGGAAGGUCCAGAUGUUGAUGUGAAAAUCCCUAAAGCUGAUAUUGAAGUUAAUGCUCCAGAUAUGGACAUCAGAGCUCCCGAGUUAAACAUUGAAGGACCUGAGGGAAAAAUCAAGGGUCCCAAAGUCAAGUUGCCAACAAUGUCUGGUCCAAAGAUUUCUAUGCCAGAUGUUGACUUCAACCUGAAAGGUCCAAAACUGAAAGGUGAUGUUGACGUGUCCAUGCCCAAAGUGGAAAGAGAUCUUAAAGCACCAAAAGGUGAGAUUGAAGGCCCAGACAUUGAAGGACCUGAUGGUCAUUUUAAGAAGCCAAAGUUCCACAUGCCAUCAUUCGGAAUGAAGGGUCCAAAAGUGGAGGGUCCAGAUGUUGAUGUGAAAAUCCCUAAAGCUGAUAUUGGAGUUAAGCUUCCAGAUAUGGAUAUCAACGCUCCAGAAUUAGACUUUGAAGGACCUGAGGGAAAAAUCAAGGGCCCCAAAUUUAACAUGCCAUCAAUCUCCGGUCCAAAGCUUUCUAUGCCAGACUUUGACUUCAACCUGAAAGGUCCAAAACUGAAAGGUGAUUUUGACGUGUCCAUUCCGAAAGUGGAAGGAGAUCUUAAAGCACCAAACGUUGAGAUUGAAGGCCCAGAUAUUGAAGGACCUGAGGGUAAUUUUAAGAUGCCAAAAUUCCACAUGCCAUCAUUUGGAAUGAAGGGUCCAAAAGUGGAGGGUCCAGAUGUUGAUGUGAAAAUCCCUAAAGCCAAUAUUGAAGUUAAGGCUCCAGACAUAGAUAUCAAUGCUCCAGAGUUAGACAUUGAAGGACCUGAGGGAAAAAUCAAGGGCCCCAAAUUCAAGAUCCCAUCAAUCUCUGGCCCAAAGAUUUCUAUGCCAGAUGUUGACUUCAACCUGAAAGGUCCAAAACUGAAAGGUGAUGUUGACAUGUCCAUUCCCAGAGUGGAAGGAGAUCUUAAAGCACCAAAAGUUGAGAUUGGAGGCCCAGACAUUGAAGGACCUCAGGGUCGUUUUAAGAUGGCAAAGUUCCGCAUGCCAUCAUUCGGAAUGAAGGGUCCAAAAGUGGAGGGUCCAGAUGUUGAUGUGAAAAUCCCUGAAGCCGAUAUUGGAGUUAAGGUUCCAGAUAUGGACGUCAACGCUCCAGAGUUAGACAUUGAAGGACCUGAGGGAAAAAUCAAGGGCCCCAAAUUUAACAUGCCAUCAAUCUCUGGUCCAAAGCUUUCUAUGCCAGACUUUGACUUCAACCUGAAAGGUCCAAAACUGAAAGGUGAUAUUGACAUGUCCAUUCCUAAAGUGGAAGGAGAUCUUAAAGCACCAAAAGUUGAGAUUGAAGGCCCAGACAUUGAAGGACCUGAUGGUCAUUUUAAGAUGCCAAAAUUCCACAUGCCAUCAUUCGGAAUGAAGGGUCCAAAAGUCGAGGGUCCAGAUGUCGAUGUGAAAAUCCCUAAAGCCGAUAUUGAAGUUAAGGCUCCAGAUAUAGAUAUCAAUGCUCCAGAGUUAGACAUUGAAGGACCUGAGGGAAAAAUCAAGGGCCCCAAAUUAAAGAUCCCAUCAAUCUCUGGCCCAAAUAUUUCAAUGCCAGAUGUUGAUUUUAACCUGAAAGGUCCAAAACUGAAAGGUGAUGUUGACAUGUCCAUUCCCAGAGUGGAAGGAGAUCUCAAAGCACCAAAAGUUGAGAUUGAAGGCCCAGACAUUGAAGGACCUCAGGGUCGUUUUAAGAUGCCAAAGUUCCGCAUGCCAUCAUUCGGAAUGAAGGGUACAAAAGUGGAGGGUCCAGAUGUUGAUGUGAAAAUCCCUGAAGCCGAUAUUGGAGUUAAGGUUCCAGAUAUGGACGUCAACGCUCCAGAGUUAGACUUUGAAGGACCUGAGGGAAAAAUCAAGGGCCCCAAAUUUAACAUGCCAUCAAUCUCUGGUCCAAAGCUUUCUAUGCCAGACUUUGACUUCAACCUGAAAGGUCCAAAACUGAAAGGUGAUAUUGACAUGUCCAUUCCUAAAGUGGAAGGAGAUCUUAAAGCACCAAAAGUUGAGAUUGAAGGCCCAGACAUUGAAGGACCUGAUGGUCAUUUUAAGAUGCCAAAAUUCCACAUGCCAUCAUUCGGAAUGAAGGGUCCAAAAGUCGAGGGUCCAGAUGUCGAUGUGAAAAUCCCUAAAGCCGAUAUUGAAGUUAAGGCUCCAGAUAUAGAUAUCAAUGCUCCAGAGUUAGACAUUGAAGGACCUGAGGGAAAAAUCAAGGGCCCCAAAUUAAAGAUCCCAUCAAUCUCUGGCCCAAAGAUUUCAAUGCCAGAUGUUGAUUUUAACCUGAAAGGUCCAAAACUGAAAGGUGAGGUUGACAUGUCCAUUCCCAGAGUGGAAGGAGAUCUCAAAGCACCAAAAGUUGAGAUUGAAGGCCCAGACAUUGAAGGACCUCAGGGUCGUUUUAAGAUGCCAAAGUUCCGCAUGCCAUCAUUCGGAAUGAAGGGUACAAAAGUGGAAGGUCCAGAUGUUGAUGUGAAAAUCCCUGAAGCCGAUAUUGAAGUUAAUGCUCCAGAUAUGGACAUCAGAGCUCCCGAGUUAAACAUUGAAGGACCUGAGGGAAAAAUCAAGGGUCCCAAAGUCAAGUUGCCAACAAUGUCUGGUCCAAAGAUUUCUAUGCCAGAUGUUGACUUCAACCUGAAAGGUCCAAAACUGAAAGGUGAUGUUGACGUGUCCAUGCCCAAAGUGGAAGGAGAUCUUAAUGCACCAAACGUUGAGAUUGAAGGCCCAGACAUUGAAGGACCUGAUGGUCGUUUUAAGAUGCCAAAAUUCCACAUGCCAUCAUUCGGAAUGAAGGGUCCAAAAGUGGAGGGUCCAGAUGUUGAUGUGAAAAUCCCUAAAGCCGAUAUUGAAGUUAAUGCACCAGAUGUGGAUAUCAAAGCUCCAGAGUUAGACAUUAAAGGACCUGAGGGAAAAAUCAAGGGCCCUAAAUUUAACAUGCCAUCAAUCUCUGGUCCAAAGCUUUCUAUGCCAGACUUUGACUUCAACCUGAAAGGUCCAAAACUAAAAGGUGAUAUUGACGUGUCCAUUCCUAAAGUGGAAGGAGAUCUUAAAGCACCAAAAGUUGAGAUUGAAGGCCCAGACAUUGAAGGACCUGAUGGUCGUGUUAAGAUGCCAAAAUUCCACAUGCCAUCAUUCGGAAUGAAGGGUCCAAAAGUGGAGGGUCCAGAUGUUGAUGUGAAAAUCCCUAAAGAAGAUAUUGAAGUUAAGGCUCCAGAUAUAGAUAUCAAUGCUCCAGAGUUAGACAUUGAAGGACCUGAGGGAAAAAUCAAGGGCCCCAAAUACAACAUGCCCUCAUUUUCCGGUCCAAAGCUUUCUAUGCCAGACUUUGACUUCAACCUGAAAGGUCCAAAACUGAAAGGUGAUGUUGAUGUGUCCAUUCCUAAACUGGAAGGAGAUAUUGAAGUACCAAAAGUUGAAAUUGAAGGACCUGAGGGUGGUUUUAAGAUGCCAAAAAUGAAAAUGCCAUCAUUUAAAAUGAAGGGUCCACAAGUGGAGGGUCCAGAUGUUGAUGUGAAAAUCCCUAAAGCUGAUAUUGAAGUUAAGGCUCCAGAUAUGGAUAUCAAUGCUCCAGAGUUAGACAUAGAUUUGCCUGAAGGAAAAAUCAAGGGCCCAAAAGUCAAGAUGCCAUCAGUAUCUGGUCCUGAAGGUCCUAAUGUUGAGAUUAAUUUUCCAGAAACAAAUGUGAAAAAGCCAAAAUUCAAAAUGCCCAAGUUUGGAUUUAAAGGGUCAAAAAUUGAAGCACCUGAUGUUGAUUUCAAACAUCCGAAAGGAUCUAAAGUGAAAGGUCAAGCAGGUGUCAGUUUGGAGGGUGAUGUCUUCAUGCCAAAAUUGGAAGUUGAUUCUUCAAGUGUAGAAAUUAAAAGUCCAGAGGGAGGAUUCAAGAUGCCAAAAUUUAAAAUGCCAAAAUUUGGUUUUAAAUCACCCCAAGAAGAUAUUGAUGUCAGUGUACCCUGUGGUGAUGUUGAUUUAAAUUCACCUGAUAUUGACAUCAAAACAUGUGAUCUUGAUGUUGAAGGACCUGAGGGACGAAUCAAGGGCACCAAAUUCAAAAUGCCUUCUAUAUCUGGUACAAACAUUUCUUUGCCAGAUGUAGACUUAAACUUUAAAAGUCCAAAAGUCAAGAGUGAUAUUGAUGUUUCUGGACCCAGGAUUUCAGGGGACAUAAAGGCUCCAAAGAUGGAUAUUGAAUGUCCUGAUGUUGAUUUAGAGGGCCCAGAAGGUGGUUUCAAAAUGCCUAAAAUGAAAAUGCCAUUAUUUGGGUUCAAAGGUCCUAAAUUGGAGGGCUCUGAUAUUGACAUUAAUCUCUCCAAAGCAGAUGUUGACAUUAAAGGACCUGAAAUUGACAUAAAAACUCCUGAUCUUGACAUUGAAGGACCUGAGGGGAAAAUCAAAGGUCCCAAGUUCAACAUGCCUUCCAUAUCAGGUCCAAAGAUCUCUAUGCAAGAUGUCAACUUAAAUCUUAAAAGCCCCAAAGUCAAGGGUGAUUUGGAUUUUUCAGUACCAAAGAUUUCAGGGGACAUAAAAGCUCCAAAAGUGGACAUUGAAGGUCCUGAUAUUAAUUUAGAGGGCCCAGAAGGUGACUUCAAAAUGCCAUCAUUUGGGCUCAAAGGUCCUAAAGUGGAGGGCACAGAUGUUGACAUCAGUCUUCCCAAAGCAGAUGUUGACAUUAAAGGACCUGAAAUUGAUGUUAAAGUUCCUGAUCUUGACAUUGAAGCCCCCGAUGGUGGUUUAAAACAUGUUAGGCCCCUCAAAUUCACAGGUCCCAACCUUGGAAUAAAGCCUUCAGGUGGCAAUCUUUCAAUGCCUGAAAAAGAUUUAGGUGCGAGGAUUGAUGUCAAAAGCCCCGAUAUCAAUAUCAGUGGAACAGAUGCAAAUAUCAAGGUGCCAAAAAUGAAGAAAUCUAAAUUUUCAAUUAGAGUUAAGAGCCCAAAACUGGAUGCAGAUAUUCCUGAUUCUGGUGGUAGUGCAGAAGGGCCUGAUAUAGAUGUGAAAGAAAAUAAGGGUAAAUUCAAACUGUCUAAAAUGAAGGGAAAGUCUAAAACCUUUGAUGGUGAUCUCAAGUUGGAGACAAAUGAACCUGACCUACAGAUGAAGUCAAUCAAAGUAAAGAAACCUCUUUUUGGAAAGUUACAUUUUCCUAAUGUGGAAUUUGAUAUCAAAUCUCCAAAAGUUAAAGGUAGUUCAUCUGCAUCUGGAACUAUAAAAUCUAAUGUUGAUUUGCCUUCUGCAAGCCUUAAAACUGAUAUUCAGACACCAGAUUUCAGUGGUCCCAAUUUCCAAACAAAGGGGAAAAUCAAAAUGCUAAACCUCGGCAUUUCUGGCUCUGAGAUAAAUACUCCUGAACUGGAUGUUAGAAAUGUAUCAUUAGAUCUUCCAGAAAAAGCUUUUAAUUCCCAAGAUGUCAGUGUAGCAGGAUCAGGCAUUAAUGGAAAAAGCAGGGCUAACAUUGACUUAGAAGGAAAAAUACAGGAUGUUAGGUUGACAGUGCCUGCUGUAAAUGUUCAUGGUGGUGCUUUAGAUGCUGAUUUAAAUCUCACUGAACAAAAAGGAGUAAAAGGGAGCAUAGAAAUACCAGGCUUUAAUGUACAAGGACAAAAAGAAGAGACUGCAAGUGGGCUAGACGUGAAGCCAGAUGCAUCAUUAUCUGGUGUGAUGGAGUACCAAGAUGUUAAUGUAACCUUUCCUAAAAUCAAAGUACCAAAGUUUGGUGUUGCAUUGCCUAAAGUAGAUUCAGGUGAAUUGGCUGCUGGUUCUAAAGUUAGCUCCCAAAGUCUGGAAAUGGAGAACACUGAAAUGAAAAGCAGUGGUGGAAAAGUGAAAGUCAAAAUGCCAAAAUUAUUUACCAAAUCUAAAUCUAAAGGUGGUAGUGCAGCUGAUCUUACUGUUGAGGGAGAAGAAAAUGAUGUUACCAGUAAAGGUGGUGCAAAGGUGUCUAAGGAGUUUAGCCUUAGUUCUGGGGAAUUGACAAGUGGCAAGUUAGCAGUAGAGGGAAGUUCUGGGUUUAAAGUUACACCAAAGAGUAAAUCUGCCUCCCUUGACCUCUUAAAAAGAAAACCGCUUCACUCAUCUUCUGUAAGUGAUGAGGGAGGUUUAGCUUCCCCUGUUUCUGCUGAAGGCCACUUACAGACAGAGGGUGGCAAUGUUUCAGUUGAUGUUGGAGAAAAGGUUAAAGGCAAAAAAGGAAAGUUCAAGUUUGCCACAGUUGGAGGUUUUAGCUCAAAAAGUAAAGGUUCAUAUGAAGUGACCGAUGAAAGCGAAGUUAGAAUGGAGGGUGCUGGUGGAGUUGCUCAGUCUUCAAAGAAGUCCAGAAUGUCAUCAUCAUCUAGCAAUGACAGUGGUUCAAAAAGCAGUUUUCGGUUACCACGACUCGAAAUUGCGGUUUCCCAAAAAAAUAGUUUUCGCGCUAUUAUCUAUACACAGCACAUUCACAUACACACUUUUCUCUUUCAUUUAAACAAAAGUGCACUGCCAUAUUGAUUGUUUUCAAAACUCCCACAUAUGUUCUUUUCAGGCUUUGAUAUAUAUCUCGUUUUUUUAAAAUCACAAUUUAACUGUAAAUAAGUGUAAAUUUUUAUUUCGUUUUAUAGGUAGGAAAUUCAAAUCCAAUCCAACAAUGUGUGUAGUUAAUAUAAAAAUCAUCUUAUAAUUUGUUCUAUUUUUGUACCUUUGAAAAUUUUUGGAACACUGUAAGCACUUUCUAAAAUUGUCAGGACAUUUAAAUGCAAAAGGAAUGAUUUUAUUUAGAUUUGAAAGAAUUUUAAGACUUAAUCUUCACAUACAUAAUUAGUGCUGUAUCAUAUGUACUCAUCACAGUUUAAUAAUUAAUUUGAGCAGUGAUACACCAGAUCUCAUUAGUGAGCACAAUUAAGUUUUAAAUGCUGUACAAACUGUAAAUAAAUGGAUUCAAAACGAAUACAUGGGAAAUAAUACAUAACUUUGUGUCCCAAAUAUUAUGACAGUUCAGAUAUUAUGGAUUACAUUUAUUAUUAGAGAUUAUAAUCUUCUAAAAUAUUUAUAUGUAAGACUCUUUUUCAGUGAUUGCUCGCCAGGAAGCAGCUGGCAAAAGCUGUGACUUGCUUUGAUUUUUAAUGGUUUCAAAGGCUUGUUUUUCUUAGUUACAUUUUCCACAUUUCUCUACAUCCGGUUGACUCUCUCACUAAAUUAAUGAAAUAGUGUGCUGUCAUGUGAUGAUGUAACUACAAGAAUGCCAAUGGUAAAACAUUAAUAUUUUUAAAAGUCACAAAAUGUGCAUUGCCCUUGUAAAUAAUGGGACUUUUAAGCUGCAAGUUUCUAACUUUUUUUUCUUUGUAUCGGUUGCAAAAAAUAAAGUGAUCAAAUAUUCAA